Molecule: messenger RNA, 1662 nt
Organism: Medicago truncatula (barrel medic)
Lineage: Eukaryota; Viridiplantae; Streptophyta; Magnoliopsida; Fabales; Fabaceae
Product: protein DETOXIFICATION 19
Exons: 7
Coding region: 56-1531 (491 amino acids)
Biological process (GO): xenobiotic detoxification by transmembrane export across the plasma membrane
Cellular component (GO): membrane
Molecular function (GO): antiporter activity; xenobiotic transmembrane transporter activity
Source: RefSeq, a predicted model, not a curated record
UCAUAACAGAACACAUGAAGGAAGAGAAGAUAAGUACUAGUAUUUCACAAUUCACAUGGCAGCAAGUACUAUUUUAGACGGCACAGAAACACCUCUAUUACUGCCAACAACUCAUGAUAAUGGAAAACAAAACACAAGACCAGAAAUGGAGAAUAAAUGGUGGAACAAAAUCUUGGACAUAGAGGAAGCCAAAAUUCAACUCAUGUUUUCAUUACCAAUGAUUUUUACAAACUUAUUUUAUUACUUGAUUACAUUGGUUUCUGUCAUGCUUGUUGGUCAUCUUGGUGAGCUUCAGUUAGCUGGUGCUACUCUUGCUAAUUCUUGGUUUAGUGUCACUGGCGUAGCAGUUAUGGUUGGUUUAAGUGGUGCACUAGAAACACUCUGUGGACAAGGAUUUGGUGCAAAGGAAUAUCACAUGUUGGGAAUUUAUCUACAAGGCUCUUGCAUUAUAUCUUUCAUUUUUUCAAUAUUUAUAUCCAUUAUUUGGUUCUAUACAGAACACAUUCUAGUUUUACUUCAUCAAUCUCAAGACAUUGCUAGAACAGCAGCACUCUAUAUGAAGUUUCUUAUACCAGGAUUAUUUGCAUAUAGCAUCUUGCAAAACUUGUUGAGGUUUCUACAAACACAAUCUGUAGUAAUGCCACUGGUUAUCCUUUCAGCUAUCCCAACACUGAUUCAUGUUGGAAUUGCAUAUGGAUUUGUUCAAUGGACAGGUUUGAGUUUCAUAGGUGGACCAGUUGCAACUUCUAUUUCACUAUGGAUAUCUAUGAUAUUGGUAGGUUCUUAUGUCUUGUAUGCAAAGAAGUUUGAGAAUACAUGGAGAGGAUUUUCAAAGGAAUCAUUUCAGUACUUGUUUACAAACAUUAAACUAGCUCUUCCCUCUGCAGCAAUGGUAUGUUUGGAGUAUUGGGCUUUUGAAGUUUUGGUUUUCUUAGCUGGAUUAAUGCCUAACUCACAAAUAACAAUUUCAUUGAUUGCAAUAUGUGAAAACACAGAAUUCAUUGCUUACAUGAUCACUUAUGGUCUUAGUGCAGCUGCAAGCACAAGGAUUUCCAAUGAAUUGGGGGCAGGCCAUCCUGAAAAAGCUAAACAUGCAAUGAGAGUCACUCUAAAGCUAUCUGUCCUCCUUGGAUUUUGUUUUGUUUUGAUGCUUUUGUUUGGUCAUGAUAUAUGGAUUCAAAUGUUUAGUGAUAGUCCUAUUAUCAAAGAGGAGUUUGCUUCAAUAACACCUUUGCUUGCUAUUUCCAUACUACUAGAUUCUGUCCAAGGUGUCUUAUCAGGGGUAGUUAGAGGAUGUGGUUGGCAGAACUUAGUUGUUUAUGUCAACCUUGCCACUUUUUAUCUCAUUGGUUUACCAAUUUCAUAUCUCCUUGGAUUUAAGACCAAUUUGCACUAUAAGGGUUUAUGGAUUGGUCUGAUUUGUGGGCUGGUGUGUCAAAUUGGGACACUCUUACUUUUGACAAGGCAUGCCAAAUGGACUAAACUUAAUCUCUCAGGGGACAAAGAUAAAGACCAACCUAUUGUUGUUUAACAACUGACUGUAGGACUGAAUAUGUAUGAUGUGUUUGGAACCAAGUGACAGAUCAUAUAAAUGCGUGGACGCAAAUAUAGGAUGAAAAUAUGAUAGCAACUUGUAAUAAACAUGAAUUUUGUAUCUGAAAA